AUGCGGAGGGCGUCUCACGAAGAGGCGUGGGACUCCGAAUGCGCGGUUCGCCUUUCGCCGCCCGCCACGGCGUUCCAUUGUAAUUGUUAUGGCAGUCCGGAGCCGUACUCCCAAAAACCCGACCAGAUCCGCGGAAGGGGAGCACGCAAAAACCAGUCGGCAGCCGGGAGGACUGGGCGUAAGGGCGAGCGUCUCCGAGGAUACCGGUAUCAAUCUGCCAUAGGUGUA
Molecule: messenger RNA, 228 nt
Organism: Iphiclides podalirius (scarce swallowtail)
Lineage: Eukaryota; Metazoa; Arthropoda; Insecta; Lepidoptera; Papilionidae
Source: the annotation of a GenBank genome assembly